AUUCCCUUCUUCUCCAUUUCUGCAGUUCUUCUCUUUCAUUUCACAAUUCUCUUUCCUUGUCUCUCUCGAUUUUUCCCGCCGUUUAUUUUCUUCUGUCUUCCCGAACUGUGGAAUCGAACGUUUUGUUUCAGGAUUUGAAGUGAAGACAUUAUAUAUUCUUUCUUCUCCAUGGAAUUCUUCGGUAUUUGUAACUGUUACGUUGCAGAAAGCGGAGGAGAAGAAAAUUUCCAUGGCAGUACUUGAGAUUGAGCUACUUGCAGGAUUUUCUGUGUCUUGCAUUCUUUUCCCUCGAGAUUUUUUCAAGUUCUGUACAGAAAAAGAAACAACGAAAAAAGAAGGUGAGAUUAAGCCGUAUUUGACAGUGAGAAAGGGACUGAAGGGAGGGAGUUUCUGUUUAAAAUGGGUUUUAAAACGAGGUUUGCAGACUUGAGGAGGUGAGACUGCGAGGCCUGAGAUAGGCAGCGUCUUUUGCCUUUGGAGAGCACACAAUUUCUGCAACUUUAGAAAGUUUUGAACGAAAGAGCGGCCUGCUGUGCUGACUACAGAUUGCGAUAUAAAAGAAGCCAUUUUAAUUACUACACAGACAGCACAAAGUGAAGAAGUAAUCCCUGAAUUACCAGUCAUCAAUAUGUACAGAAUACAAACACCCCACCUGUUGCAGUUCAACAUUGGCGCAUCAUAUUUCUCUCUCUAGACAACCUGCACAAAGCCCCUCUUUCCCUCUCUGAAGAGGUGGAAAAAAACAAGGGAUAAAGAGCACCUGUCAAAGGUCAAAAGGGGUCUCCAUUUACGGAUCUUUGUUUGAGUAGUUAAGGAAUGAAAGUGUCAUGGAGGUGGUGGAUAAUAUUCAAGAACAACCGCGUAAGUUUCCAAGGUUAGCAAAUGGUAGAAGUAGCGACUCCACUAAGAUAGGAUUUAAAGGGGUUGAGAACAUUCACCCGGAGGAUGAAGAAGACAAAGAAUCUAAAAGGGUUGGCGGUAGCACUGCUGGAGUUGGCCGUGGAGGAGCUGAUGAUGAUGCUAAUCAGCUCCGUGGGUGGCACCACUCCCGGAUUAUUAGGGUUUCUCGUGCUUCUGGCGGGAAGGACAGACAUAGUAAGGUGUGGACUUCAAAGGGCUUAAGAGACCGAAGGGUUCGGUUAUCGGUAGGGACGGCGAUUCAGUUCUACGAUCUUCAAGAUCGGCUGGGUUUUGAUCAACCAAGCAAGGCCGUCGAGUGGCUCAUCAAAGCUGCCGCAGAUGCAAUAACGGAGCUGCCUUCGCUGAAUACCUCUUUUCCAGAAACUCCGAAGCAGCUGAGUGGCGAAAAGAUUAGUGCUACUGAUCAACCCGGGCCGUUCGACUUAGCCGAGCAGAAUCAAAGCCAAUUACAUGUUUCUCUGUCCAAAUCUGCUUGCAGUAGUAACUCUGAAACCAGCAAGGGUUCAGGUUUGUCUCUCUCGCGAUCUGAAGUUCGAGUAAACCGCCUCAAAGCUCGGGAAAGAGCAAGGGAGAGAGCACAAAAGGAAAAGGAAAAAGAACAAGACUCCUCUCGCAUUGCCGAUCAUAAUCUCACCUCCAUGACCCAAAACUCAUCUUUCACCGAGCUACUCGCUGGCUGUGCUGCAACCGUUUCAGCUCAUGGGGACGCUGGCGUGGCGGCUGAAAGGCAGUGGCAGCCGUCGACCGUUGCGAUGGAUUACUUCAGCUCGGGAAUUCUUGAGACGUCCACUUCUAGAUCUCAUCACUCUUCAGGCUUUUCCGAACAAAUCAAUUUGGGAACUUCUUUGCCACAAACCAUGUCAAGCACUCCCUUAUUUAAUAGCGUCUCAGCUGGUGACAAUAAUACAGAGCAGCUUCAUCAUUUCUCAUUUGUUCCCGAUGGCAAUAUAGUUCCCGUGGUCACAACUCAACCGACCGGUGGCAGCGACUACAACCUCAACUUCACUAUCUCUUCCAACCUUCCGGGUUAUUAUAGGGGGACCCUUCAGUCCAAUUCAUCUCUUUUGCCUCAUAUCCAGAGGUUUUCUCCUGUUGACGGAUCUAAUUUACCUUUCUUCUUCGGAGCGGCGACAUCGGCUGCUCCACCACUGGAAAAUCAUCACCAUUAUCAGUUUUCGCCUGCAUUUGACGGCCGUUUGCAACUCUGCUAUGGAGGUGGAAACCGUCAGUCAGAACCGAAAGGAAAAGGAAAGAACUGAACUCUUCGCAAAGCAUAUUUCUCUCAGCGUAUCUUCUUCCUGGAAUAUGAAAGCGCAAGAAGGAAGACUAGAAGCUGAGGCAGGUUCUGCUGUUUGGUUGCACCACGGGAUAGGUUUCAGUUUAAAACGUAAGUAUUUGGUGUCUGGAGAACUCUUUGCCAGAUUUUGAAUGUAAUUUCCCUUAUUGUUUCACGUGUGGUGUUGAAAUCUUUGCUAGCUUUGUUUUGAUAGCUGUUAUUUGCGGUGUUUUGAGCACUUGAAUUUUCCUUAAAUUUCUCCCCUUGAUUUGCGGGUUGUUUUGUAUUGGUUUCUUAUUGAAUAAAACCCCAUCGUCUAAACAGAUUAGUUCAGAGAAAAA
Cucurbita maxima (winter squash) is the source of this 2538-nucleotide messenger RNA. Its product is annotated as transcription factor TCP2-like. Gene Ontology annotation, cellular component: nucleus. The transcript is spliced from 5 exons. Gene Ontology annotation, biological process: regulation of secondary shoot formation. The record is from RefSeq and is a predicted model, not a curated record. The coding region runs from base 828 to 2180 and encodes 450 amino acids. Gene Ontology annotation, molecular function: sequence-specific DNA binding; DNA-binding transcription factor activity. NCBI's taxonomy places the organism in Eukaryota, Viridiplantae, Streptophyta, Magnoliopsida, Cucurbitales, Cucurbitaceae.